UGUAGUCUCUCGAGUCUCUGGCGCGGUCUCCUGGGGCAACCUCACACUGGGGCCUAUACUUUGAGGCCGAAGCCUGGCGGGAAGAAACCAACGCGGCUACUCAGAAUGGCUUCCACAAGAAGGCCCUUUGGCCCUCGACAUGGUGUUUUUGACUUCAGGGAUAUGUUCUUAGAUAGCUCGAGGAUGGAAGAGAUCAGAAACUUACAAGCCCGAAGUCUUGGCCAAGUGGCACCUGGGCAGAGCAGAAUCCUAAAGAAAAACCAAAUGAUGGACGAGAACUAUUUGAUGCCCAAAGAGGAGGCCAUGGCGAGGAGAGGGGCGAGGCUGGGCUCGAGGGCUCCCACCAUCUCCUCCAAGACCAGAGCCAGUGAGGCCCUUAGGAAACUGGCCCAGAUUGAAACCAAGAUCCUGAAUCGGAAGCACGUCCCCACAGCUUGGUCUGACAGGGAGUCUGACUCCACAGCCAGCGAGCACAGUCUUCCUAAGAGGACAGAUGCAACUUCUGUUUCUGCCCAGUAUCCACACAGAACUUUUCAGAAACAAGUGUGCAAAACAUCUGUGACAAAGAGCGAUGGACAGAGUGGAAAUGGUAGCAGGUUUCUGAAGAAGAAGGAGCUGCCCCCUGAAGCUAGGUCCCCAGGGCCGGCAGUGGGCACAGGGAAGCAGGGUCCACUGCCCACACAGAAAGAGCCCCCCAGAAAGUGUGACGCUCCUGACAGUGACGAGGAGGAGAUGAAAGUGUUGCUUGGAAGCUUGAUGGAAUCUUCUAGAGAAAAAGAAACAAAGAGAAACCGGGAGCUCCUUGGCACCAGAGUCAGCAGGAGCAACCUUGGAAAGGAGUUCUUGGGUCUGACUCCAGAUCAGCCAGCAGUCCUGUCUCUGCUCAGUGCGGACCAGUCCAGCUUAAAGUCUUCUCGGCCCGUACGGUCGACUAGCAUUGGUUUGAGAACUCACUCCCUACAGACUCGCAGUGCUGGGGACACAGUCUCUGUCACGGCCUCACCUUCCAUCCUCGAUGACAUCUCCAAAUCAUCCUCUUCAAAGAUGGGGUGUAUCAAGCUGGCUUCCUCUCCCAGCAGGAUGGAGGCGGAGUCUUCUGAGGAGCCAGUUUCAGAAGCUGCUGCUGACAGCCUCCAUGAUUUUAGAAUUAAUAUUUUGUCCAUUGAUGAUCUGGUUCUGGCUGAUGGAGACAAAUCAGAUGGGGAACAGAAAGAGGAAGAUUCUGUAAGGGAAGGGAUUUCAGGCAGAAGCCCCUCACCCACAUCACCUACUCGACUGGAAGCGCAGAGGGCUUCACGGCCCAAGAGUUCUGUGUUUCAGGGUGUGACCACCGUGGUUGAGGAUGAAGAGGAUCUUACCACUGAGAGUGAGGUCUCAGAGCACCCAAGUGCCAGCUUGUCAGCAUCUGUCCGGUCUCACAGUAUGUCCAGGGCAUGCUCCAUGGAGACACCCACUGCACUCACGGCAAGCCCAGCUUACUCAGAGGAUUUUGAGCAGUUGUCUGGUCCCUUGGCCUUGGAGGAGUCACUUGACAGGACGCUGGAUACUUUGUCAAAGUUUUCUUCCAGUGGACAGACAGAUAUUGUUGUCAGACAACCUCUAUCAAGGACAGAAUGGGGCAGAGGUGUGACCAGAGUGGUGAAGGAGACAGCUGUGCAGACUCUUGACCCUGCCUUCGCCUACCAGUGGAGCAAGGCUGGUGGCAUGGCAGCCAUUGGACCUGCCCUUGGAGGUGCUUAUGUGGACCCAGCACCCAUCGCCAGUCACAUUGUCAGCGCAGACGCCAUAGAAGCCCUGACAGCCUACAGUCCUGCAGUGCUGGCGUUGAAUGACAUGCUGAAGCAGCAGUUGAGCCUGACGCAGCAGUUCAUCGAGGCCAGCCACCAACUGCAUGGUUCCCUCCUGCAGUCCCUGGAUGGGGACUCAUUUCACUACCACACCUUGGAGGAAGCGAAAGAGUACAUUAGGUGCCACAGGCCUGCACCGCUGACCAUGGAGGCUGCCCUGCAGGAAGUGAGGGAGGAGCUCCAAGACCCAGGAAGUGAGGCAUGCCUGGGUACCUGUCCACCUUGGAAUCAAUGAUACCCAUUAUGGAAGCAGGCAAGACUGGGGCUCUCCCUGCUGAUCCCUGCUCAGUAACAACCAUAUAGAGACUCUAAGCUCCCAUCUGCCCAGCUGGCUGCUCUGAGGACUCAGCCCAAGAACAGGUGAAAACCCACCACAGGACAGUGGUGUGGGAUGGAGCCAUGAGCCAAUGCGACAGACAGCAUGUUCCAGGCGUCCCAAUCAUCCAAGAUGAGACCAGUUGCCCCAUGGGAACACUCCAUGCCAGGUGCUGAGACAGAGCUUCUGAGCCUAGUGUCUGGCACAGCCUCCAUCUACCCAGAGCAGCCUGCACAGUGCUCGUGUAUACCUCUCAUCCACAGCUGGAAUAAAUCUUAUACAAAAGGCUUUAUUGGAAGGCAAAACAGUAAAAUCCACAAUCGUUAAGAGCA
Molecule: messenger RNA, 2495 nt
Organism: Grammomys surdaster
Lineage: Eukaryota; Metazoa; Chordata; Mammalia; Rodentia; Muridae
Gene: CUNH19orf44
Product: chromosome unknown C19orf44 homolog
Exons: 8
Coding region: 106-2082 (658 amino acids)
Source: RefSeq, a predicted model, not a curated record